Liolophura sinensis is the source of this 5120-nucleotide messenger RNA. Its product is annotated as ankyrin repeat domain-containing protein 12-like. Gene Ontology annotation, molecular function: protein binding. The transcript is spliced from 14 exons. NCBI's taxonomy places the organism in Eukaryota, Metazoa, Mollusca, Polyplacophora, Chitonida, Chitonidae. Gene Ontology annotation, cellular component: nucleoplasm. Bases 100 to 3720 code for a protein of 1206 amino acids. The record is from RefSeq and is a predicted model, not a curated record.
AAAGUCAAAGGCUUACGUCCUGAGAAGAUGCUAAAGCAAACAGAUGCCGGUGUUGAGGUUAACUUUUUGGAUACCUGACCCCCGUCUCAAGGAGCCUGCAUGCCUUCUAUACAAUACACCGUGUGCUGGAGGCUAGAAAUGUCUGACAAGAAAUCACCUCCUCCAAAGCAGGAGAAGAUAUUUACAACUGUUAAAACGCCCCAAUCAGACAGUAAAACGCUAAAGCGAAAGUUGGCAACACCAGGAUCUCCAACAGAGGAAGAAGAAAAACGCAUAGAAAGAACACCAAAACGGAAACGUCCAUCUGUUGGUCUUGACUCAUCUCCUCUGGCUGGAAGUGGUGGUACCAACAAGGGCUCCGGUGGAAUCCACCGGCUUGGCACUCACAAUGUUCCACUGUCAGAAAGGCAACAGCUGGCCAUGAUUAUUCGUAUGACAGAUGAUAAUUCACAAGAUUCCUCUCCCAAACACUCCUCUCCUGCUCAACCCCCUAACACACCUGGGAAGAGAACACCAGGUGACAAAAAGGUCCAUAAAAGGAAUGAGAGAGGAGAAACACAGCUUCACAUCUUUGCCAAGAAAGGGGAUGUCAAGCAAACAAAGAAGCUUAUCAAGGCAGGCGCAGAUGUUAACGUGCGGGAUUUUGCUGGGUGGACUGCCUUGCACGAGGCCUGUAUCCAUGGCUGCUUUGCAGUUGCCAAGCAGCUGUUAAAGGCAGGAGCCAACGUGAAUGUUCAGGGGCUGGACAAGGACACUCCUUUACACGAUGCUUCUAUCUGUGGCUAUCGCAAGUUAGUGCAGCUGCUGUUGAAGCAUGGUGCUGAUCCCUACCAGGCAAACAGUAAAGGGAAGACUGCCAUUGAUGUAGCCUACUCUGAGGAGAUAGAGAAACUGUUACGCAGAGAGAAUGUAUCGUCCAGUGGUGAGAGUUCCAGCAUGGAUGAGGCACGGUCUCCAACAUCUCCAGAAAGCACCGCAUCAACGAGGGAGGAUGAGCGACAAGUGGACAUAGAUGAAUUUGCAUUGCGGAUAUCUUCACAAAUGUCAGCUGGCCAGGGAACAACAACAACUACCACAACAGUAACGCGUUCUAACAGUGUGAGUGCCCCAGUGUCCAGUGCUGCCAGCGUGGUGUCGACAAGUACCACGCAAAGUGGUGAUUUACAGUUUAACAGAGAUAAUUUUCCCUCCAUGCACGGAACUGCAGUGUCAUCGUCAUCAGUGGCAAAACGAAUUGUCCCAAAAUCCCCAGAAGGGAAAACUAACUCCCCGCGACUGUGUCUGAAAUUCAGGUCGAGCGAUGAUGCGAACAGUGAAUCGGCAACCGCAUCCAAGGAAUGGCAGCGCUACAAGUCAUACAGUGUUACGUUGGAAACAAGAGAACCGAAAGGUUCUCCCGGCAACAGUGCAUCAUCUAGUAAUGAAAGUGAUUUGUAUGACCCCCAGUUAGAUAGUGGAGCAAAGUUAAAGUUUUCAGAGAGCCUGUUGCAUAACAGGAACAAUGGAGAUGGGAAAAUUGCUCCCAAAAUACCUUUAGACUCUCAACCUAAAGCUGUAGCGGAUAGUUUGAGAGUUAAAACGUAUGAUAGGAACAGCUUGGAAAGGGGAGGCAACCCUCCUCUACCCACUCCUUCCUCCUCCCCGUGCAAACCUUCCCAUGAGUCCAUAGACAGCUGUCAGUUAUCCUCUCAAUUUGAAGACAUCAGUGAUUCAGAGCAAGAGGAGACUCGACUUCCUCAAAGUACUGCUGAACAGGGAAGGCGUGACCAAAAGAUGGCAGGCAGCGAGCUGUCCCGCAUUCCAGUGAUAAGGGUGUCCACCACAAAUGACACUGUGUCCAAAGAGACUGUAUCAGACACCCCUGUCAGUGUAUCCCCACCUCUUUAUCGUAGUAGCUCAUGUGUAGGAAGUCCAAAACACCCAGUCUUAGAGAAUUCCCAAGACGGGGCAGAAAGGACACGGCAUAAUUCAGCACCCAACAAGAAAAGUAUACUUGUGUCAGACAGUUUAGGUUUUAAAAAUGCAGAUUGUCCAACGUGGGACACACAGGAUUCUCAUUCCUCACCGGCAGAUCGGUGGGAUACUAUAGCCUCUCCAGCCAUUCCUAAAACAGAACUACCUAGUAAACAGCAGCAACAGAUUAGUUCAGAGUGCUCACCGAGUUCCCCAAAAGGGGAAGUAAAAACGACUCGACCAUUGCCCAGUUUGCAGCAGUUGGAAAGAGAACCUGUCAAAUCUCUUUAUAAAACAGACCCUAAACAUACUUGUAAUUCUCCAAAAGUACCUCCACUUAAAAUUAUAAUGCCCACAAAGACAUCGUCUUCAGACCGUGUGGAUCCUGCUGGGAGUCCAUUUGCCAUCCAGUCAGCUCUGCCGUAUGUGGUGAAUCCCUCGCAUGCGGGGGACGGCGAGGCAGGGGUGGGCUCUGUGUCUCAGGACACUUCUCAGGCCUCCUCUACUGCCUCUUCCAGGCCUUCCUCUCGUGCCAGCUCACCUGCCUCAGACAAAGGGAUUGUUGACAUCAGUAAGAUCGUGGACAGGCUGUCUUCCCAAGCAGAGGAAGAGGACAAGGCAGAGACUGCUGAGCAGGAAGUACAGGAAAAGGUGGAAAACUCCCAGCCAGCUCCAGUCAAUGAGAAACCAAAGGAAGUGAAAGUAGAGGAACCAGAGAAAACCACAAUGGUUCUGAGGGAUAGGGACAGAAAUAAAGACACAGAGAAAUCAGACAGUAAGGAGAAGGAUCAGCCAGCCGAGAAGGAGAAUGAUAAGGGUCAGAAAGAGGCAAAGGAGCAAAAGGAAGAGAGGCGCACCACCAGGACUUUACGAUCUCAUACGCAGAUGUUACUACAACAACAGAAAGCUGAUAACCAAGACUCUAAAGAUUCUGCUCAGAAUGAUACAGCGAAGGAAGAAGAACAACAGAAGACCGAGGAAACUGAUGAGAGCCUAACAAAUCGAAAACGAAAGCUUCGACCAAAGCCCGAGCCCCCAACUCCUGAGCCCGUUUCAGUCCCUGUCCCCCCUGUGCAGUACGAGAAACCCCCCAACCCCUACGAACUUUUCUUGUCUAUACGCAGUCAGGUGGCAUCCCGGCGAGAUGGUCUAGUAACAGUGGCUCCCAAAGCACCUCAGGGAUACAAGGACUACAAGAUUGUUAACUGUAGUUAUGUGCUUCAUGGGAACUCUGCAAGUAGACUAGCUGUGCCAAUGUUAACUCCCCCUAACUCUGUGACUGGACCAAUUCGUGAUCUGUUCUUGGAGCAGGAAAAAGCCAGGUACAAGUUGCGGCUACAGCAUAUAGUGGAAAGGGAGAAGCUGAUGAUGUCUGUAGAACAGGAAGUCCUGCGGGUCCACGGGCGGGCAGCCAGAGCUAUGAUUAACCAGAGCCUCCCCCUGGGGGUCUGUACUAUCCUGAAGGAUGAAGAGAUAUACAACAUAUUUGAGAUGGAAGAAAGAGAUAAAAAUGUCCGUACGCGUUACAAUGGCCGACAGUUUCUCUCCUGGUACCAUGAUGUAAUGGACAAGUUUGAUAAAAUUAAGAGUUAUCUGCUCCUGCGACAUCACCACGAGGCUGAGUCACUUUAUGCUGUACAGAAGAUGGACUGGGAAUGGAAGCUUAAGGAGUUGGGGCUCUGCGACUCUAAUUCCACACCCGCCAUUGAUGAGCUUCAUGUUCCAAUGGUACAGGUGAAUGAGGAGUUUGAUUUGUUACCUGCAUAACGGUUACACAAGAUAGUGGAUUUCCAUGAAGAGCUUGCUGGUCCGCUGGACCUUGAUACCGUCAUCACAAAAUGUCCUCAUACCUGGAGGGAGUGCACCGCACCCACUCUGUUGCCAUGGUUAUGAGAGCAGGUGAUUCUACACCUCAGGAGAGUAACCUGUGGAGACUCUGCCACCAUUGUCACCACAGGUGGCAGAUGAAGGUGUCAUCACAAGACGUGGACAGUCAGAAGAUUUCAAGUUUGCUCUGUAGACCCAUUGUGCUGGACUGAUAUGUUAAGCCUCGCCCCACUUAACCUCUUCUUAGUUUUGGGAUAAGUUUGGAAAAGGCUAUCCCUUACUAUCGUUAUCUUUCUGGGCAGGUGGCGUGGAGACCAGCAGAGAAGUAAUAUCUACUGUUCACUUUCUCUUCAACAAGUACCUGUACAAUGGUAGGUCCAUACUGCUGCCCCUAGUCCCCUAUUAUGUUAUACCUGAGGAGUAAGGAAGAAGAGCAGAAAAAUCUGUUGGUUUGACUGUAAUUUAACCAGUUGGAGUAAUGAUCGAGGUUUGAUAAGUUUAUUGAAAGAAUUCACGGAUAAUGCUGGAGGGAUAAGACAUUAAUUCAGAGAAAGGCAGAGUAGGAGAAUGAAUGUUAAGCUCAAUCUCUGUGACUUAGAUAGACCGAAUGCAUAGAGAUUCUCACUGGCAUAAUCCUUGGAUUGUAUAGUGUCCCUUUCUCUGUAUCUCUAAUGCUUACGUGUUGAUCUCUAAAUGACAGUUCUUAAUAAUCUUUCUGCCAGAUCUUAUCCUGGCUGAAAUGGCUGGAUUGAUAAAAAAAUCUUUCACUAAGAUUGUUCGUUAAAAAAGGAGCAUUAAUAUGAAUGCCACUUUCUUCUAAGCUACUUGGUUGGAUCGCAUGGCUGUGUUUAUGUUCUGGUUUUAGUGUUCUUUAUGCUGUAGCUGUUGUGUGCUAUGUUUUGUUUUUUUGGAGUACAUUGUUCUCUGUUUUGUGUUCUGGUGCAAAAGCAGAGAAGUGAUAAGAGUUUUGAAGUCAUAAUGAUAGUGACCUUUGGUGUCAGCAGACGGUGAUCAGCAGUAGACAAGGUUGCCACAAGAGCUGACACGUCUGGUUAUGGUCAGCCUGAAUCCACAGGUGUAUACGAACAUUUACGUCUCAAGUGAUACAUUCACACGUCAUUUAAUAUUUGUGUACAUUUAAUGUAUACAUGCGCCGUUAGUGUGAGGACUUCAAAUGGGGCGCACAUUUCACAUAUUCAUUCAGCAUGCGUACAUUUUUUAGUAUACAUUUCACCUGGCGAAUUCAUAUUUGAUGUAUAUUUCACGUUACAAUCUUACCAGUGUAAUGGUAAACUACCGUUUCCCAGGAGAAUCCACAGACGGUGUAUAUAUAAAUGUGU